This is a messenger RNA of Micropterus dolomieu (smallmouth bass), 3165 nucleotides long. It is a transcript of the gene cnn1b, whose product is annotated as calponin 1, basic, smooth muscle, b. The record is from RefSeq and is a predicted model, not a curated record. Gene Ontology annotation, molecular function: actin binding. Gene Ontology annotation, biological process: actomyosin structure organization. The transcript has 7 exons. Bases 189 to 1088 code for a protein of 299 amino acids. Lineage: Eukaryota; Metazoa; Chordata; Actinopteri; Centrarchiformes; Centrarchidae.
UGUCCAAAAGCCAUAACAGCGGGUCCGAGCACGACUGCGACGACGAAAACAAAACAAAGGAGCGAGAUACCCACGGAUUUGUUCGGGACUUUUCUGUGUGUUCGCCCUGCCUCGGACAGAGAGCUGUAACCUGCUCCUCCAUUUUUGAAGCCCUCCUCAGCUCCACUGUAAAUAGACAAAACAACAGAAUGUCACAUGCACAUUUCAGGGGCGGCCCAGUCUUCGGACUUUCUGCAGAGGUCAAGAGUAAGCUGGCAGGGAAGUACGACCCCCAGAAGGAAGACGAGCUGAGGCUGUGGAUUCAGGAUGUGACCGGCAAAAGGAUCGGGGACAACUUCAUGGAGAGUCUGAAGGAUGGAGUCCUGUUGUGCGAACUCAUUAAUGUUCUCCAGCCAGGUUCUGUGAGGAAGAUCAACACCUCCAGUCAAAACUGGCACCAGCUGGAAAACAUAGGGAAUUUUGUACGAGCGAUCACAGAGUACGGCCUGAGGCCAGAUGACAUCUUUGAGGCCAACGAUCUGUUUGAGAAUGUCAACCACACUCAGGUCCAGUGCACACUCAUAGCUCUGGCUGGAAUGGCCAAGUCCAAAGGUUUCCACUCCAAGUACGACUUGGGAGUGAAGUAUGCUGAGAAACAGCAGCGCCGCUUCGCUCCAGAGAAGCUCAGGGAGGGACGUAACAUCAUAGGCCUGCAGAUGGGCACUAACAAGCUUGCUAGCCAAAAGGGCAUGACCUCUUACGGCACACGACGCCAUCUGUAUGAUUCCAAGAUGGCCAUGGACAACCCACUGGACCAGUCUACUAUCAGCCUACAGAUGGGCACCAACAAGGGAGCCAGCCAGGCUGGCAUGACAGCCCCGGGAACUAGGAGGCACAUCUUUGACAAGAAGCUGGAGCUGGAGAACUGUGAUACCACCACCAUCUCUCUGCAGAUGGGCACCAACAAAGUGGCCUCCCAGCAGGGUAUGACAACCUACGGCCUGCCCCGCCAGGUCUACGACAAUAAGUACUGCACCAACCCCACCGAGGCCUACUAUAACAAUGGGAGUGAGGUGGAGUUUGACGGCUACAACCAGUACUCUGACUAACGAAACCACAAACAUCCUCACCCCCUUCCUCCUCUUUGCUUAAUCCAGACAACCAACCACAGCUGUCUUUGUGACGAGCAAACUUUCCAGACUGUUAUUUAACACUGAUUGACGUCAUAUUUCUACGACAUACUUUUACUCUUAGGAAUUUUUUGUUUGUCUUUCCAUGAGUCAAAGAAAAAAAUAAUGUUUACUCUGACCUUAUGUCAAUAAGCGGCCAACUUCUGCAUCUCAUCGCUCUGAUGAAUUUUAUUAUGGCUAAAAAUACCCAAACAACACUCAGAAGUUGAGAUUUAAUGACUUUUGCUAUUUAUAGAUUGUUUUUUAUGGCUUUUUUUACUGUUUUUACCCCUGUCCUCACCUCCCUACCCUUCCAAUCCAGUUUGAACACUGACGAAGCAGAAUUUAACAGUUCCUUGAAAGGAAACAAGUGACCGUGUUGGUGCUAUUUAACUUUGACCCAGUUGGAACAGGGGCCAUGUCCACAUUGGAGCACCGCAAGUCAGUGGGCUCCAGGAUUCCACUCCUCGGGAUGACACAGAAGUUCCAGGUCCACAGACUGACCGGGGCAGAAUAUGCAGGAGGACUUGUAGCUUUGUGCGGACAUUGCUUUGUUUUGUGAGCACCUGGCUGACAGAUAGUCUUGUGAACAAGACAGCCAAAUUACCCAUCACGCCAUUUUAUGGGACUAAUUUACAUGGCUUGUGUGCAGCACGACUCUUUUGGUUUUUGACGAAGUAUUUAGAAAACGUAGAGGGGUCUACCAGACAAUGAUUUUAUAAAGUAGAAGAGCAAAUGUAGGUAGUUGUGAUAUUUAGUGUGAAGUUGGGGUACACUUAAUCACCAGUAGUUUUUAUCCUGUUUUUUUUUUUUUUUUCUUGCUUCCUUUCGGAAACAUUUUGCCGUAUGCCUCAUUCAACUUUGGCUUUAGUGCUGUUACUCCAUUUGCACUUUACCUGGCUCCACAUUGUGUGAAGUAAACAGUGGUGGAAUGCAACUAAGUACAUUUACUCAUACUGGACCCUAAAUACACAUUUGAGGUACUUUCCUUGAGUAUUUCCAUUUGAUGCCACUUAAUACUUCUACAGCAGUUCAGAUGGUAAUAUCGUACGUUUUACGCCACUUGUUAUAGUUACUUAACAAAAUUUCACAUAAAAGCAAAUUAGUAAAUACAUUGUAAGUAUAGGUAAUAACAUCCACAGAAGGUAUUUCUACUUUUCAUACUUCUAUAAAUUAAAUUUGCUAAUAAACUAACAUUUUGAAUGCAAGACGUUUACUUGUAGAGACUUUGUUUUAAUGCUUUUGCUCAAGUACAGUACCGGAGAACUUCAUCCACCACAGUCAAUAUGGCAAUAUCAAAGGUGGAGUGGUGCUUGCUGAUAAUUGCUCAGUGAAUCAUGCCAAAUAGAGAUGAGCUUCUCAUUUAGAAAUUUCUGCAUGUUCUACUGUUAACCCACUGAACGUCCUGAAUGUAAUUUAACGCUCAUUAGCAGUCAUGGGACUUCACACAUUAGAAGGCAGAAAUGUUCAUUUACAAAGUUAUAUACAGAGGAGCCUCAGGCACGUGCGGUCUGGUGUAACACAUUAGAACCUCUGCAUUGCUUUGUAAAAUAUUCAGACUUACUGGCUUUGAAUCAGCUGUUAAAGAAGCUUCACGUUUGUAUUCAUGUGCUGGGCUCCAAUAGAUUGGAGCUCUUAAACGGUUCAUUGUCCUUCAGGAUCAAAGGCGUCAUAGCUAUGAGUUAGGACAUGUAGCAGUGAGCCAUCUAGUGGGAAGAAAAGCACAUGUACCGUGUUUUUUAACCCAUCAAAUGUCUAAACAUUCUUUUUUUAUUCUAUCAAAUGGUAGGAAUGUAGUGUGUUGGGGGGUUUUUUAACAGUGCAUUAAUUUUCAUUUCUUCCCUGUGAUGUCCAGAAUAUUAACAAUGUUGAGUAAAUGUAUAGUAACAUUUCACCUUUAAUGUAUUGGCUUUGUUUCAACAUUGUUCAAACUUUACAUCUUUGCUAACUUCUUGUUUUCUCUUUAUAUGCAUUUCACUAAACAUGACAUUUGUGCAAUAAAAACACUUGAAAAAUA